AUGUAUGUGGCAGACCAUGUACCCGCGCUUCGUUGUACUGCCUCGGCUGAAGCGGCCCAAUACCUACAGAAACACAUGUGGGACGUGGCGACAUUCCGACGAUUGUGUAAACAGGCCGGUCCUGCUCUGUGCGUUGAAGACAUAGAGGAAUGGUGCACGUCAACGGAAACACAUGUGCUUCGAGAGCGUGAGCGCCUCAGGACCGAGUUGAAUGCGUAUUCAACGAAUCGUGUACAGGAAAGUGCUCGACUAGCACACCAUGACCUGGGCGACCAUUAUCGCAAAUGCGGAGCAUGGAAUCAGGCUUUAGAGCACUACGAAAGCGAGCGCGAGUUUGGUACUACGAAUGAGCAUGCGCUCGUGUCGUACAUGAGUGUGAUGCAAACGGCCUAUGAGGCUGGCGAGCCUACUCGUGUUUUGGCAUGCUACGAUCAGGCAGACACCAUAUGGCAGGCACUAGAAGGGACGCUGGUGACACCCAGUGCAUCAGAUGCAUGGAGGACAGUGCUAGCAGCUGGUUACGUGUCGGAAGCGCAGCCAACAUCGCUAGCGACGCAUCGUGACGUGCGUGCAAGGCUCAUGGCCUGGCGAACUCUAGCUCAGUGGUCACUUUGCGAUGUACGAGGGAGUCUGCCCGAGCCCCACAUUGAUACUCAGCAAGUGGAAGUUUACACUGACAUUAUUGGAGCUCUGCAGUAUGCAUGGUAUUUGGUUCUAUGGGCUCUGUGUACAAACACGCCAUCUUUGCAACGAAAGCGUGUGAUGCAGGUGCUCGAGGACCCUGUCUUUCUAAGCCAUACCGAGACGGUGCCGGCUGCGAGGACCGUGUUAAAUGCAUACCUUGUAUCUGACUGGGCACUGUGCGUCCACACACUGCGCAACGCUUUGCCUGUCUGGCAAAGUGAUCCGACAAUCGGCGUGCAGCGAGGUCGGGUUUUGUUGCACGCAGUGAUCAUGCGCCUGGUGAAAUGUCACGUCCAGGCAUAUGAACGAGUAUCGCUUUCUUCCCUUAAAGGCCUUUUUGGCUCGAAUGUAUCACACAUGCUGAUAGAGCUAAUUCAGCACGGAGCGUUACAUGCACGCAUCGACUGGGCUUGUCAAGUGCUCGAGAAAGAGGCGCCGUGUCUUGCUCCGCGGCAUAUCUCUGAUCUGACUGCGUUGCGCGAACGCAUGGCGCUCGUCCAGCGCAUGACCCUCGACAAGCAAUGA
This is a messenger RNA of Malassezia globosa CBS 7966, 1209 nucleotides long. RefSeq lists its product as uncharacterized. The transcript has a single exon. The record is from RefSeq and is a predicted model, not a curated record. Gene Ontology annotation, cellular component: COP9 signalosome. Bases 1 to 1209 code for a protein of 402 amino acids. Lineage: Eukaryota; Fungi; Basidiomycota; Malasseziomycetes; Malasseziales; Malasseziaceae.